UCUGUAUCGACCAAAUUCAAGGAAGCCCAGCUAUUAUUACCGCCGCGGUUGGCAGCGGCGGCCGGCGGCGUUGAGCGCGCGCCAGGCCCGCGAACCCGCGGCCGCGCGCGGGCGCGCCAGUGUCGGGCGGGAUGGAGCCGCGAGAGGUGGAAGGUCUGCUGCUGGGGCACCUGGCGCGCCGCGGCCUGGCGUGCGAGGACCGCUGCUGGGCCGUGCGCGCCUCCGAGCUGGGUGGUCGCGGUCUGGCGGCGCGGCGGCCGAUCGCGCGCGGCCAGCUGGUCUACGCGGACCGCGCGCUGCUGCUGGGGCCGCGCGGCCGCGACGGGCAGCCGCCGAUGUGCGCGGUGUGCGCGCGCGAGCGCUGUCCGCUGGUCGGCUGCGACGGCGGCUGCGGACUGCCCGUCUGCUCGGCCGCGUGCGCGGAGAGCACCGACCACCAGGCCGAGUGCGUCUUCCUGCGGAGGCUGCGCCCGCUGUGCGCGCCCGGCUGGUGCCCCGAACUGCUGCGGGCGCUGGCGGCCGUGCGCGCCCUCUUCCUCUGCCCGGCCGAUCGCCAACUGCUGGGCGCGCUCCAGGCCCACGAGGCGGCCCGGCACAGCCGGGAGGUGGACCUGCUGGCGCGCAGCCUGGCCGGCGGCCUGGACGUCGAGGACGAGCGGCUGAUGCGGCGCGCCUGCCGGGCCAUGGACACCAACGCCUUCGAGGCGGCGGCGGCGGCCGCCUCGGACGCAGGGCCCGGCGUCGUCGCCUCCACGGGCCUGCGCGCGCUGUUCCCGUUGGGCGCGCUCACCAACCACCGCUGCGUGCCCAAUACGCGCCACCUGCUGAACGGCCGCGGUGACCUGCAGGUCUACGCCGUCGCGGAGAUCGCCGAGGGCCAGGAGAUCAGCAUGAGCUACGCCGACCUGCUCUGGGACACCACGCUGCGCCGGCAGUUCCUGCGAGCGACCAAACAUUUCUGCUGCGACUGCCCGCGCUGCUCCGACCCCACGGAGCACGGCUCGCUACUGGCGGCUCUGAGGUGCGCCGACGGUGCCUGCGCGGGCCUGCUGCUACCCGACCGGCCGUUGAGUUUCGAUUCUCCUUGGACCUGUGGCCGCUGCCGGCUCGUCAUCAGCAGUAAGCAGAUCGCAGCAAUUCGAGCUGGCAUCGCGAGCGCUAUCGCCGAAAUGUCUGGUCAGAGUCCACGCAAAGCCCUGAAAUUCUUACAACGGCAGCUGGCUGUGCUGGUUCCAGAAACCAAUUACGUCAUGAUGGGCAUGAUGUUUCAAAUCCUUUCGCUCUUUGGGCGCGUCGACGGAUUAACCUGGAAGGAUUUGACCGACAACGAAUUGGAUACCAAAAUUGACUACUGUCACAAACUGAUCGCUUGCUUGGAUAGCUUAAAUUGUGGCGAUUGCACGAAAAAAGGACUUGUACUCUAUGAAUUGUAUGUAGCAAAUGCCGAAAAGCUUAAGCGUCUUGGCUCGUGUCCAGAAAGUCCCACGUCCGGUCGUCAGAGUCAGCUCUCUUCUACUUUAAACGAGCACAAUUUAACGGAAGCCUUAAUAAUUUUAAAGGACGACAUCGUGGCGCCCAGUGACUAUCGUCAAAUUUACGCAUCGGUAAAUCAGUCUUUAAAAACAACGUCAAUAUCAAAAGCAUAA
Messenger RNA from Phymastichus coffea, 1646 nucleotides. Its product is annotated as SET domain-containing protein SmydA-8-like. Lineage: Eukaryota; Metazoa; Arthropoda; Insecta; Hymenoptera; Eulophidae. The coding region runs from base 132 to 1646 and encodes 504 amino acids. The record is from RefSeq and is a predicted model, not a curated record. The transcript is spliced from 8 exons. Gene Ontology annotation, molecular function: protein binding.